AAGAUAUCUUUGAUCAAAGUUAGGUUUAUUGGCUGUUUUGUUUUGUAGUUGCAUAUACAUAUAUUCUUAUAUUUCCGCAUAGCCUUACAAUUGUUUUGGUUAAAAAGAUUUCUACCAAGCAAUAGAAACAUAUCUUGAAAGCUUUAAAACAUGCUGCGUACGUUGCAUUGUGUUUCGCGUUUGGUCGCCCCUGGCGCUCGUUUAUUUAGCAGCAAUACCCCAGGCAGCAAUAAGCUGGUGAUUACUGAGGUUGACGAAAAAUCGGGCUAUGCUACUGUCACGUUGAAUCGUCCACCAGUAAACAGCCUAAACCUUGAAUUAUUGAAGGAAAUAUCGGUAGCGCUCGAUGAACUGCAAAAUAAUAAAUCCCGCGGAAUGAUACUGACAUCUUCAUCAAACACCGUCUUCAGUGCUGGAUUGGAUAUCAUGGAAAUGUACAAACCUAACCAAGAUCGGUUAAGGGAAUUUUGGUCGACUUUGCAAGAUGUGUGGUUCAAGCUUUACGGAUCACCGUUUCCCACAGCGGCUGCCAUUAAUGGACAUGCACCGGCCGGCGGAUGCUUAUUGUCUCUGUGCUGUGAAUAUCGAGUGAUGUGUCCAAACUAUACGAUUGGACUAAACGAAACCCAGCUAGGAAUCGUUGCUCCGACCUGGUUUCAAGCCUCGCUUCGCAAUACCGUUUCUCGGCGUGAAUCUGAGCUGGCCCUGACUCUGGGCAAGAUGUACUCAACCUAUGAGGCACUGAAAGUUGGUUUAAUUGAUGAAGUCGCAGAAAAUAAGCAAAAAGCUCUCGAACAGGCUACCAGCUUUUUGGAUCGGUUCCGUAAAAUUUCUCCUAUGGCCCGCGCCAUGACAAAGCAGGCGCUACGCAGCAAGGACAUUGUUGAAUUAGAAGACAAUCGUUCGCAGGAUAUUGAUUUGUUUGUGUAUGCCGUUAAUCAACCGGCCGUUCAAAAAGGGCUCGAGGUUUAUCUUGAAAGUCUUAAGAAAAAAUCUGCUCAAAAGUAAAAUCGUGCAUAUAGUAAUAAAUGUUCGAGACUCCACUUAGCAUUUACGAUGCAAUUUUGUGUACUGAAAGUUUGUGAAAUAUAUAUUUUAUACAGUAAACGAUUGGAAUA
Messenger RNA from Anopheles nili, 1118 nucleotides. RefSeq names its product enoyl-CoA delta isomerase 1, mitochondrial-like. The transcript has 4 exons. The record is from RefSeq and is a predicted model, not a curated record. The coding region runs from base 151 to 1008 and encodes 285 amino acids. Gene Ontology annotation, molecular function: enoyl-CoA hydratase activity. Gene Ontology annotation, biological process: fatty acid beta-oxidation. Gene Ontology annotation, cellular component: mitochondrion. NCBI's taxonomy places the organism in Eukaryota, Metazoa, Arthropoda, Insecta, Diptera, Culicidae.